Messenger RNA from Cylas formicarius (sweet potato weevil), 3569 nucleotides. RefSeq names its product inosine-5'-monophosphate dehydrogenase-like. Gene Ontology annotation, molecular function: IMP dehydrogenase activity. NCBI's taxonomy places the organism in Eukaryota, Metazoa, Arthropoda, Insecta, Coleoptera, Brentidae. The transcript is spliced from 9 exons. Gene Ontology annotation, biological process: GTP biosynthetic process. The coding region runs from base 151 to 1701 and encodes 516 amino acids. The record is from RefSeq and is a predicted model, not a curated record. Gene Ontology annotation, cellular component: cytoplasm.
AAUAUUUCCCAUUGUUGUUUAUUAAAUUUGGUUUGGUAAUUCGCGAUCACGAAUGUGAUCGAUAUUGCGAGAUGUGUCAGUAACUGCUGCGCACUGAUAACCAGUUGUUUGCGAUAUAAUUCGGUAGCGUGUCGUGUUUGAAAUCGUUAGAUGGCUUUCGCAAACGGAAACGAUUUUGCCGAAAAUCUGAUCGAUGGUCUGUCGGCAAAAGAACUGGUGGAUUCGGGAAAUGGGAUUACAUACAGCGAUCUGAUUAUUCUACCGGGUUACAUCGAUUUCGUCCCUCAAGAAGUGGAAUUAAAGUGCAGACUAACCAAAAGGAUAUGCCUGAACGCUCCGCUAGCAUCAUCUCCGAUGGAUACCGUAACCGAAUCUGACAUGGCUGUAGCGCUGGCACUUUCCGGCGGUAUAGGAAUCAUCCAUCACAACUGCUUGCCCGAGUACCAAGCUAGCGAGGUGCAGAAAGUCAAAAAGUACAAGCACGGGUUCAUAAGGGAUCCCAUAGUGUUAAGCCCGAACGACACCAUCGCUGACGUGUUGCAGAUCAAAGAAAGGUACGGCUUCUGCGGAAUUCCCAUAACCGAAAACGGAAAAUUGGGCGGAAAACUUGUGGGUAUGGUCACGUCGAGGGAUAUCGAUUUUUUGGACAAGUCUCGCGAGCUGACGUUAGAUAAAAUUAUGACCAAGUUAGAGGAUCUCGUCACCGCGCCUUCGGGGAUUAAAUUGAGCGACGCGAACGCCAUCCUGCAGAAAAACAAGAAAGGUAAAUUGCCGAUCGUGAGCGCUAGCGGUAAUUUGGACGCGCUCAUAGCGAGGACCGACUUGAAAAAGGCUAAAAACUAUCCCUUAUCGGCAAAGGAUGACAAUAAACAGCUGCUCGUCGGAGCUGCUAUUUCCACGAGGGAGGAAGACAAGCAUAGGUUGGGUCUUUUGGUGCAGGCGGGCGUGGACGUAAUCGUAUUGGAUUCCUCGCAAGGGAAUUCCGUUUACCAAGUGGAUAUGAUCAAGUUCAUUAAGCGCACUUAUCCGCAGUUGGAUGUCAUUGCCGGCAACGUGGUCACCAAGAAGCAAGCCAAAAACUUGAUAGACGCUGGCGCCGACGGUUUAAGGGUCGGAAUGGGUAGCGGGAGUAUAUGCAUUACACAAGAGGUUAUGGCAGUGGGUAGGGCCCAAGUGACAGCAGUAUAUAAAGUAGCUGAAUACGCUGCCAAACACGGAGUGCCAGUGAUAGCAGACGGUGGAAUAUCCUCGAUCGGUCACAUCAUCAAGGCGUUGUCGUUGGGAGCGUCCGCAGUCAUGAUGGGUUCGAUGCUGGCCGGAACCACGGAAGCACCGGGAGAGUACUUCUACGCGGACGGAGUGCGAUUGAAGAAAUACAGAGGUAUGGGCAGCAUUGAAGCAAUGACAAGGGCAGACAACAAAGGGUCGGCCAUGAGCAGAUACUUCCACAAUGAAUCUGAUCAGUUGAAGGUGGCUCAAGGUGUCAGCGGAAGUAUCGCGGACAAAGGCUCCGUUAUGAAUUACAUUCCGUAUUUGAUAACGGGGAUUAAACACGGACUUCAAGAUAUCGGAGCGAGAUCUUUGAAACAACUCAAGGAGAUGAUGGAGCGCGAAGAACUACGAUUCGAAUUACGAUCUCAUUCGGCGCAGCAGGAGGGCAACGUCCACGGCUUGUUUUCGUACGAGAAAAGGUUAUACUGAGCCUUGGCAGUUGGGGCGAGCUUUUAAUAAAAUAUUUCGUAAUGAAAUUGUGUCACUGUUGGUCAUUUACCUACGAAAACGACGGGUUUUGGAAUAACAAACGGGGAAAUAACACUACGCAAAGUUGAAGGAAUAAUAACAAAAUUGAUAAGCACCCGAUAACAUAAAUAAGGGGUUAAUCAAUUAAUUUUGCAGCAGGGAUAUUGGCACAUACAAAAUUAAGUAUUCCAAAUUUCCUUGCAUUCCGAUUCGAUUUCAAACAUAGACUCUAAAUCGAGAAUUUUAAACUGUUCCAACGGAGAACUUUUGAAUCCCUCAUUCUUUAUCCACUUUCUUUUCGAUGACUUUUAUAAAUUUUAUACGAAAAUAUGUAUGUUGAUCAACAGACUUUGCACGGUAGGUCGAUAUAAAUUAGAAUUGACAUUAAAUCAUUCAAUUUAGGUACUUUUUCUACUGCCGCACAGUCGAACGACGUUAUGGGAACAGAGGGACAUGAGGUUUUUUAAUUGAAACUUUUAAUCUGGAAAAACUAGAAAUGAGUUAUAUUGUACAAAGGUCUUAAAUUUAAAAAAAAUAGUUACUUUACAUGAUAUAAACCAUAUACAGGGCAACCCAAAAAUAUGGUGCGAUUUACAAACACCUAUUUUUUUUAUAUGCAUAUAACUUUGCUUAAAUGUCAUCUAAAUUUUUGGUCUUGAAUUUUUUGAAAAGAAUUGAACGCUCCAAUUUUAUUAUAAUUUUUUUUUUAUAAAACAGCAAAAAACUAGACAGAGUGUUCAACAAAAAUGAGUCUUUGACAAUUGCUUUUUACUCAAAUAUUUGUGUACAAUUUUCAUAAUUUUAGUCAUUCUUGGAAAAGCCAGUAGCUAUUUCAACAUUAAAAAAUUUUAACUUCCGACAUUUCAUAAACAAUUAAGAUGACUGAUAAUUUCUGCAGUUACAUCUCGAAUAAAAUAUAUUGAUAUUCAGUUAAUUUUGCGGUGACUAGAGUACAAAAAUGCAAAAAGAUAUCAAAACCAAUGAAACCUAACCAAACUAAUCCAAAUUAUUAAAAAGUAUCUCCACAGAUAAACUUAUUUUCUGUUAAUCAAGGCUUCAAAAUACUAAAUAUAUAAAUGUGUUUUCCAUAACUGAUCUCAGCUAAACGAAAGUUGAGCCUCAUUAUACGGAGUGUCCAAAUUGCCAUGGGCCACUAUGGCUAUCUCAAAUGUUCCUUACGAAUUUUUUGUAAAAAUUAUAGUUUUUGAGAUUUCGAAAAACCCCCAUAGCUCGGUACAAAAUAUAUUUUUUUUUUAAUGUGAAACCAGAUGUUUAAUAUACCCCAAAAAAUGUACAUUUUAUCUCAUUUAACCAACAUUGUGGUUCUUAUAGUUCUUAGUCCUUAUAGUAAUGCAACGCCCUCGGCAAAGUUUGCACCAUACCUAUUUUGAGAUAAUUUUGUGAAAAAAUUGUUGUAAAAUGCCUAAUAAAAAAAAUUGCUUUGAAAAAAUAUCUAUGCUCAACUUUUGUUAAUUCCAUAGUUAUCUUAAAUUGAGAUUAUUGGUAAAGUGAAUAUCAAAUUUUCUAAAUACAAAAACUUGUAUGUAUUUGGAUGUAUUUUUACCUAAUUUGUUCAUUUCAUAAUUGUAUUUCUUUUUAAAAAGACGAUCUAUUUAUGUAAAAAUUUCAAAAACCCAUUAAUCAGUAUUAGGUAAUCACACAACAAAAAUAUUUGCUAAGUCAACAUUUUAUACUAGAUAUUUUUUUAUAUUUAUAAUUAAACACACGUGUAGCCAAAUUUAACGCAUAACCCAAAAUUAGAAUAAAAUGAUAAUAAUUGUGUGAAUUUAAUUCUAAAAAUAUAAAGAAAAUUUUUUGGUCCAUGUCUC